AAUUUAUUUUCUUUUGGCUCAAGCCCUCCUAAAUAAACGGACACAAGACGGAUAUACAAUUGACCCCAUUAAACAGAAUUUGUCAUCUGCACUAACCUAUUGGUACAGGCAGGUCCGGACUGGAACCAGAAAUAGGCCUGGGCAUUUUAGAUUAGGCACAUCAUUUUUCUGAUGGGGGUCCAACUGCUGAGACUCUCAAGAUGACCUCAAAUUAUGGCCCAUGAGCACCAUAGUGAGUCCUGUGAAGAGGUUCAGACUUUUCAUCACAGGGGCUGGUCUGCCAGAAGGGAAACCAUACAGUGGAUAGCAGCAGAGCAGCAUGGAGCAGCUUUCUGAAUCUCCUGGUCCUGAAAAACCAGAUCCUGCAUUGACAUGGGUUAAAUUCAGAGACCGAGUUGAUGAUGGGACAUACCCAAAAAAGAAAUGUAAACCUAACAAGCACUCAAGACUAUCUGGGCCACCAGGUCCACCAGGACCACAAGGACCUCCUGGACCUCCUGGGAUGCCAGGAGCUGAGGUCACACAUGAAGUUUUGUUACAGGAGUUCAAACUAAUGCUGAAAGAGGCCACAGAGCGUCGCUCGACAUCUGGAGAUAGUGUUGAUCACGUCAGUGAACCUCCACCGCUGGUGCUUCCCAUUAAGGACCUUUAUCCAUACAGACGAAUAGAUGAAGCUUUUCAUUGUCGACUUAAGGGUCCUGUACUUGUGGACAAAAGGACAUUGGCAGAACUUCAAAAUUUUCAGCUGCCAUCGGCUAAAGGUUCCUUUCUUCGUGGUUCUGGAAUGAACCUACCAACAGGUCGCUUUACAGCUACUAUUCCUGGGAUAUACCAGUUUUCUGCACAUAUUCACAUAGAUCACAGUGAGAUGAAGAGCAAAGGACAGCUGCGUCCACGGGAUAGUGUCCGUGUCCUGAUAUGUAUUGAGUCGCUCUGUCAUGGAUAUACGUCACUAGAAGUUAUAGCAGGAUUGGAAAGUAAUAGCAGAAUAUUUACAGUACACGUCCAGGGAUUGUUACAAUUACAGAGUGGUCAAUACACGUCUAUAUUUAUCGACAAUGGUGCAGGCGCGCCGAUCACAGUCCAGAAUGGCUCUGAUUUUAUGGGCAUUUUUAUGGGACUGUAAAACUGAUAAAUCCCAAGGCAUCAACUCCCGAUUAUCAUUAACCCUAAGACAUGACAUAUUCAUUCACUCACCUGCAAUGGAAGAAGCUUUCACAGUAUCUGUUCCCUGGGACCAUCUCUUGUGUUACUGCUUGGUAACUGCAACGCAAGGAGGAAACGUAGUGACCCCCCCCCACUGCUUGUUACAUCUCCUUCUGAACCUUACGUCGACAUAAAAGCCAGCAAUUGCUUUAAAUAGCUCUGUUAUACAACAUAUUGUAGCCCCCGCAGUCAAGGGAAGGGCUAACAUUUACAUGUGGGACUAUGUAAAAAAAAAAUAGUUAUACUUAGGAGAACUUGUCCUUUCGUCAUUGAUUGUUGUUCGGUAUAUGUUAUAAGAAGAUGAAGUAACCAAGAAUGCCUAGAAUGGACGCAAUCUAUGAGAGAAACCCAGAACUAUGCAAAAAUAUUCAUAACUGAUUUAAAGGGAUUUAUAGCAGAACGCUGCUGAUUUUGGGGGACUGACGGCGUUCUUUGUGUCAUGUGACAUGAACGGAUAGAGACUUGUCUCCAGUUAUAAGCAAUGACACUUGUAUUGAUUUCUAUAUUAUUAAGUAUUGCUUACAUGUCUGUAAUUUAAUAAACAAAACUGUCACGUUAUUCUAU
Messenger RNA from Hyla sarda, 1770 nucleotides. It is a transcript of the gene C1QTNF12, whose product is annotated as C1q and TNF related 12. Gene Ontology annotation, biological process: positive regulation of insulin receptor signaling pathway; negative regulation of gluconeogenesis; positive regulation of D-glucose import across plasma membrane. The record is from RefSeq and is a predicted model, not a curated record. NCBI's taxonomy places the organism in Eukaryota, Metazoa, Chordata, Amphibia, Anura, Hylidae. The coding region runs from base 320 to 1126 and encodes 268 amino acids. The transcript has 9 exons. Gene Ontology annotation, molecular function: hormone activity.